Molecule: messenger RNA, 945 nt
Organism: Lycium ferocissimum
Lineage: Eukaryota; Viridiplantae; Streptophyta; Magnoliopsida; Solanales; Solanaceae
Exons: 1
Coding region: 55-663 (202 amino acids)
Source: RefSeq, a predicted model, not a curated record
CCCCUCCAUGGUUUCUUAGGUUUGCAAAAAUUCAGUCAAGAAAAAACAUACACAAUGGAGUCAUCAUCCUUCCGGAAAAAAUCACAUAAUUCAAAUCUCCACCACAAUUGUCAACGAUCCGUUUCACCAUCGGGUCGGUUCUGUUCUUCAACUAUUGCUUCAUCCCCUGUUAAUUUCUCCAGCUUCACUACUCAAAGCUCCGAUUGGUUGACCCGACCCACAUCUCCAACCCGGGUCAAUCUUCGUCGAUCAGUUUCCCCAUCACCGUCCGUUCGAUUUUCCAGCAAUCCUAGCCGUUCAAUUUCCGUGUUCCCACGUCAGCAACAGAAUAAUAGCCGUCCUUUAUCGUCUAAUCAGAAGAAACACUGUACGUGUUCGCCAACAACACAUCCAGGUUCAUUCCGUUGUAGCCUUCACAAAAAUAAACUUAAGAGUCGCGGUCAGUCUCAUACUACGUCGUCGUAUCAGUCGAGUCAUCAAUUGAAUAUGAGGAGAUCAGCUAUGACGAAUUCACUUGUUAGAAUUGGAACUGUUGAAGGUGAAUUGGUGAAAAGAGCACUUGCUGCUUUGAUUCGGCCUUCUUCUCAUCAUCUUAGGCGUAGAGAUGAUUUUCAGGCUAGGUCCAGUAGGCUCUCCGUCAUGUCAAAGGCCCAAGAUUUGUGAUGUAAUUGGAUCAUGUCAAAGGCCCAAGAUGUGUGACGUACAGUUAGUGUUGUUGGGCGUUUUUGGUCCCCCCCCGCUUUUUUUUUCAGUGGAAAUUAAACCACGGUAAAGUUCAAAAAACAGAACCAUAUUUUUGUACUGUUUGUUGAUAGUAUACUUAUGUAUAAUGCUAGUUUAAUUCUGGAACAGUAGAAUGAGUGUAGCCAUGUAUACACUGUAGCAUAUAUCUCACGGUUAUUAUAUUAAAAGUAAAGAAGUGUGUGCAAACGUUCAGUUGCCAAU